AUGGCCCAAUUACACGUUUUGGAUGAUCUUGGGCUCUCUAUCACUGGUUUGGCGAGUAAAUACCCAUCUCACUCAAUCACAACAGCAUCAUUAGAGCGAAUCGGCGCUCGUCACUAUCCUGACUCUCCAUUGACAAAGAAGCUCCUAGCCCUGAAUGAUUCGUCGGGCAUUCUCAGCAGGCCAUCAGUUCAUGAUCCAGAUGAUCAGCUUAUUAACCAGGACAGAGCACCAUCCAUCUCCGAGGUACAUCAAAGAUUUCUUGAAAGAGGCGUGCCACUUGCCAUCGAGGCAGCACAAUCUGCUAUUACAGAAGCACAAACUAGCCCCUCCUAUAUCACUCACAUGGUCUCGGUGACAUGCACGGAUAGUGCGAACCCGGGCUAUGAUCACUACGUCGGAAGGGGCUUAGGAGUUCCAAACUCUGUGGAAAAGGUGCUUCUGCAUGGUGUCGGCUGCAGUGGUGGCCUAGCUGCUCUAAGAAUGGCUGCAAACCUAGCCCUCGGACAUGCCAGGAGAGGCAAGCCCGCCAGGGUUCUAGUUGUUGCUCUUGAAGUCAACUCGACAUUGGUCCGAAGUGAGAUGGAUAGCAUGAGCCAGCUCGGCGAGCUGAGAAUAGGUCUGGCGCUCUUCUCCGACGGUGCUGGUGCGUUAGUACUGAGCAACAGCAUCGACGAGUCUACUCGUCCCGUCUAUUCUUUGUUGGGAUGGCAACAUCGUAUCAUACCCGAUACAGAGGACGACCUGGGCUUCAAUGUGGAUCCUCUUGGUAAGGAUGAGAACAUCUUAGCUCACCCGAACUGUGCAAGAAAGCUGAAUGAGAUGUUAGGGUGGAAAGUUGUCCUGUCUCGCCGCAUUCCCGAGCUCACAAAGUCCGCUCUUCAACCCAUGUUUUCAAGCUUACUUGAGAAUACGCCAUGCUUUUCAAGCCAGCACGCCUCGGCCUGUGACUUUGACUGGGCUAUUCAUCCAGGCGGUGCAGCUGUCUUGGCUAGCAUACAAGAGGCACUGGCCAUCCCAGGUGACGAGAUGAGAGCCAGCUACGAUACCUACAGGGAACACGGAAAUUCGAGUUCUGCGGCCAUUUUCACCGUGUUAGAUCGCCUUCGGAGUAAGGAGAGAAUUGAUGAUACCCAAAAUGGAAAGAGAAAGGUGUAUACUGUUGCUUGCGCGUUCGGGCCGGGGGUCGCUGUUGAGAUGUGCAUGCUCAAAAGAUCCGAUAGCCAUUCUGAGCUCUAG
Thyridium curvatum is the source of this 1236-nucleotide messenger RNA. RefSeq lists its product as uncharacterized. The record is from RefSeq and is a predicted model, not a curated record. Gene Ontology annotation, molecular function: acyltransferase activity, transferring groups other than amino-acyl groups. Bases 1 to 1236 code for a protein of 411 amino acids. The transcript has 2 exons. NCBI's taxonomy places the organism in Eukaryota, Fungi, Ascomycota, Sordariomycetes, Thyridiales, Thyridiaceae. Gene Ontology annotation, biological process: polyketide biosynthetic process.